Messenger RNA from Penicillium pulvis, 1980 nucleotides. RefSeq lists its product as uncharacterized. The transcript has 2 exons. The record is from RefSeq and is a predicted model, not a curated record. Lineage: Eukaryota; Fungi; Ascomycota; Eurotiomycetes; Eurotiales; Aspergillaceae. The coding region runs from base 1 to 1980 and encodes 659 amino acids.
AUGACGUUCAAUCAGGACGAAGAUGAACUGUUCACCAGGGCCAUAUCUGGGUACCGCGAAGCAUUUUUGGUUCGAUACUCCCACCUACCGGAAGAGCAGCGAAAUCAACUCUGGAGUCGUCGGAUCAGUCCUUUUAUCCCGGCCAUCGAGCGGAACGACGCGACCCCGGGAAUUACGGGCAAACGGACUCGACAGGAUGCUAUCCCGCGGACGGUCCCCUCUGGUUCUGGUCUUCCGCAAGCGAAACGACGAGCCACCACCCCGGAUCUUCCGGUGACCGUCGAGCUCAGGCGCGCGCUCUCCCAAACAUCCACGACAGAUGGACCCCGAAAGGGUACCUCCUUCUCAACUUAUCGGCAUACGGCGCCCAUGGUCCGCUCCCAGAGUCAACAGAUCCCUAUCUCCCACUGGCACCCGCCCGCCGGGGUCAUGGGCAAGAGACCAUCUCUCGAAUCCCGGAGGACGCAACCGCCGCUUGAGCAAGUCAUCGAUGAGUACUCGCCUUCCGAAUACACGGAGCAUCUGCAAUUGGACGACACCGACAACCAGUCAUAUCCCUCGGGCUCUGGCUCUGGCUCUGGUCCUGGUUCCGCCUUGUCGCUCGGUCUCGCUCAUGGAUCGACUGGACCACCUCUGCAAAUCCAUGACGGACAGAUUUCCCCCGUGGCCGACAUGUCUCCUCCGAGAGCCGUCGACAUGACUCGCAGCGGAACCGCCGAUUCCAUCAUCAACCACUUCGACAGCUUUCAAUUUGAGCAAGCGGCUCCAAACGCGGAUCUGGACUUGGCUUCCUAUUCCAUUCCCCCAGAUUGGGUGCCAACAUCCACAUCUAACCUCCCUUUCCCUUCCCCCAUCUAUCCUGACCUAGAUUCCACCUCUUUCCCAAUCCCCUACGCUGCAUCCUUUUCCACCUCUGCACCUUGCACAACCUCCUUCCCACACCCAUUUCGACAGACAACCCUCCCUUUAUCCGGUAUCGAACCCGCGUCUUCAGUGGACGUAAAACCCAUUAUCUCAACAGAAGAAAGUCAAUCCUCCCGUGCCGUGCGCCGCACUCAAGAACAGCUCGCCCACGCAACCCGCCCUAUCGCUCCAAAGCGCGAAUCCCACGACAGCAACACAGGCACAAUCCUCCUCCAAGACAGCAAGAUGCCACAUAAAAUGGUCCGCAUCUCGCCCACGGACGGUACAGCCAAAGAAGUAGCAGCCAUACCCAAAGCCUCGAUCCACCGGCCACCCCGCCAAAAGACAUAUUGCACGCUCUGCACAGAUCAACCAGAGGGAUUUCACGGUGAACACGAACUCCGCCGCCAUAUGGACCGCGUACACGCCACCGUCCGCAAAGUCUGGGUCUGCGUCGACAUCUCGCCCGAUAAGAGCUUUUUAGCCAACUGCAAGGCAUGCCGAAACGGGAAAAAGUACGGCGCGAACUAUAAUGCUGCGGCGCAUUUGCGACGUACGCAUUUCAAUCCUUGUCAGCGGGGUCGUGGGGGAAGAGGGAAGGAUAGUGAGAAACGCGGUGGGAAGGGUGGGGGUAAUCAUCCGCCUAUGGAAGUUCUGAAGCAUUGGAUGAGGCAAACUGUUGAAAGGGCUGGUGAGAACGGCAAUGGACGUGAGAGUGCUGAGUUAGAAGCCGAGCUGGAGCUUGAAUAUGAGCAGCAGCAGUGUGGGAGUUUCGGAUCUGAUUCUGUCCUGGAUGAGUGUGUUGGUGGUAAGGAGCGUAAUCAGGAUCAUGGACUUGAUGAUGUCGAUCCGGAUCACGAGGAGCCGAAUGUUCGUUUGAAUCCGCAUGUGAAUCCGCAUUCACAGCCCCGCUCCAUGGCCCCCCACGUCUCCUCAUACGGGAUGGAAUCAACCCUGAUGCAUGGGUUCGAUUCGUACCCUGUCCCGGGCUAUGAGAUUGAUCCCUCGCUCGAUGUCCCAUUCUACAUGGACUCUCAGCCUCCAUUUCCCCCGGAGAUGGAGUCGUAUGUGAUGUGA